CUAGAUAUCCGCCAUCACUGGUACGAGCACAGCGAUCUCAAUGCUCGUGUGUUGUCCAAAGAGCUGCUGAUCAAUCAACGAUUUGCUCAAAUUGACCUGAUAUAUCCCGAUAUAGACAUGGAGGUCGCUCUUGGAGGACGAGAAAAACCGCGUAUAAGGGUACCACGGAAUUUGCAACCAGAUGAAAUAUACUUCGAUAAUCAGGGUGCAGCUACGUCAGCUUUUUGA
Cylicostephanus goldi is the source of this 228-nucleotide messenger RNA. The record is from the annotation of a GenBank genome assembly. NCBI's taxonomy places the organism in Eukaryota, Metazoa, Nematoda, Chromadorea, Rhabditida, Strongylidae.